This is a messenger RNA of Xyrauchen texanus (razorback sucker), 2096 nucleotides long. RefSeq lists its product as uncharacterized. The record is from RefSeq and is a predicted model, not a curated record. NCBI's taxonomy places the organism in Eukaryota, Metazoa, Chordata, Actinopteri, Cypriniformes, Catostomidae. The coding region runs from base 364 to 2082 and encodes 572 amino acids. The transcript has 5 exons.
AGAUCAAACAAUACUGAGAGCUCACAAGAGAGAUGGAAUACAGGAUUAAUGAUAAUGUUACGGAAAUGAGGGAUAACUGGAGUACUAUGAGGACAUGAUCUCAGAUUUCUGAUGGAAAUAAAUACUCAUAUAGACUGACAUGAUGAUUUGAGUGAAGGCUUAAACAAAAAAUGGAUCUGUUUCAGUUUUGAUUGCAACUCUACCUAUAACUAGAACGUGUGAAACCUGAAUGUCAAGAGUGUGCUUAAAUGUGUGCAUGCAUCUCUGGUAUGUAAUUCAGUCUUUGUCAGUGUUGCCAGUGUAUAUGUAAGUGUUUGCAUGUGUGUAGGUAAUGUAACAUAGUCUUUCUACAUUUGAGUGUCAAUGGCGGAGAACCCUGUCUCAGAUACUCAAUCCUUGCUGGAGUCUAUGCUUCAAAAAUUACGGCUAAACACUCAAACUAAUAAUAGCUCACACACUGAUAUGCAAACAUGUAGUUUGCCUGUUAUGCAUUAUGCUGAAACAAUGGAGGAUUCGUCCAAAGCAACAGAUUAUCAGUUUGAAUUUUCCUCCAGCAACAAAGAGCAAGACAGACGCUUUUCUCUGAAAGGGGAGACCAAGGGUGUCUUCAACUCAAGUGAGCUACCUUUAUACAAAACAGAACCCUACCGAAAUCCCCCUGACCUUUUAGCCCCAACUUUAGCAACAUCUACUUCAGUGUUGGAUAAACCAGUGGUCAAGGGUCAAAGUGGCACAUGGAGUUGGGAUACUGAGAAGGAGAAAUGUGAAGGCUCCAGAGUUCAUGAGGAAUCAGGAAAAAAGACAAGUAAGAAAAAGUGGAGGAAUGCUAAAAGAUGGGCCCAGAGGGUGAAGGAGAGAUGGAGAGAGAGACAUGGAAGAACAGAGACCAGACAAAGAGAUGAUGGAGAAAGACAAGUACAGAGUGAAGUAGAACAAAGUAAUCUCUCUCCAAUAUCGAUGCCUAUUGAUGUGAACAACACAACUGCAGCAGUCUCUGAGAAUCCAAAUAUCCAUAACAAACCAAUAAACACAGAACUGGAUGAAUCCACUCUCUGUUCACUCAACGACAUGAGUGAAAAUCUGUUAUCUUUUGGCACUUCUAAUUUGAUGGAAGAGAUCUUCAAUGGAACGAAAUGGGCUCAGUUUCUCACAGUUAACUGCACCACAAAGGAUGAGGAUCAAUCACAGGAGUCACCAAGUAUUAACCAAUCAUGUAAAGAAGAAUUGAAUGGCAAAUGGAUUCAUACAAAGAAAAUAGAUUCCCAUUUAAGUAUGACUCAAGCAGAAAAGUCAUUACCUGAGAGCUUUACACAAGACAUGGCCUUCAAUAUGCAUGUUAACAAUGAAACUGAGAUGUCCAAGAUCAGUGUUCUUUCGUCAAAUUUUAACGAUCUGAAUGCAAAUCAAUCACAAACUUCUGAUUUAUUUACAAACCAGUUACAAACCACCAAUCUGAGCUUCAAUGAGUCUCAAAAAAGUAAGCAAAUAAGUGAACAAUCACAGUUUUCUCAUGAACUCUCAUACGAAUCAACGGCAAAUGAGCAUCGCGUUCCGCAGUUGAUAUAUAUUCAACAAAGUCAUUCCCAUCCACAAGUAUCUGACACCACCCAUAACCAGCCUCAAGGUGGGAAAGAAGUUUUCAUCCCUAGUUUGGACUCAUAUAUUAAGCCAAUGGACCGUUCCUCCAUAAAAUCAAAUGGAUCUCUGAGUCGUAAAAGAGAGCACUGGGCUAAAAGGAGAAAUCCAUUUGAAGAAGCAAGCCAAGACAUGGAGGAUGAGUAUCACUGCCGCUCCACCUCCAGCAUCUCACCCACGACUUCUCUUACCUCUCUCCAGAACUCUGUCUCUGAAGAUUCAGAUUCUUACAAAACUACGGAGACAGUGGUUAAAAAGAGGAGAAUGGAUGAAUCUUGUCAUGUUCGAUUCGCUGAGGAGGUGGUCAUCUUACCACCCAGCUUCAUAUCUGAGGAUGAAGAUGAUUGUUUAGAAGAUGAUUGUCCAGAGGAUCCUUCUGCCCGCCCCUCUUUUCCUAAGUGGAUUGGGUCUUUAAAAGUCAAACAGACAAGAAAAUAUACAUUUUAACUCCUUUCUGUGUG